GGAGCCGAAUUCUUUCUUUCUCGGAACGAAUAAAUAAAUAAAUCUGGAAGAACAGGUCCAAAGCCAUACAUACAUACAUAUACGAAGGAGAGGAAAAGGGAAAGAAAGAGACUGGGAUAGAUAAGAUUCCAUCUCAUUUGCUCCAGCUCUAAGCAAAGAACGAAGGAACGAAAGAAAAACAUCAUCAUAUAUAGGGGAGGCAACAACCUGGAACCACCCAGAGGCCGGGAAGGCCUGGCUUUGGUUGCUUCUUCCUCCCAUUGUUGAGAGAGAAGAGCAGACAGACGUGUAGGAGCUCACUUCUCUGUCAUCAGUAGCCGUAGCCUCCUGGAAGUGAAUUGCGCCAAAUUCGUCGUCCAAUAAAAGGCGCCAUUUGGGGCCUCCUUUUCCUUCUCUUCUCCUUCUUCUUCUCCUUCUCCUUGGUUGCACAAAUUUCCCAGAAAAGCCGGAUGUCUACCAUUUGAUUUGAUCCAACUGUGGUGUGGUCUCUUGGCCGGCGAUGGAGCCGGAUGAGCUCCUCAACAAGAUACGGGUGCUGGAGGAGGGCCAGGAGGAGCUCAAGCGGGAGAUAGGCAAGCUUAUCCCCCCCGGGCACGGGCAAGGGCAGUCCUCCGCGUCUUCGCCUCCGCCUCCACCUCCGCGCCGCCCCUUCCCCGCACUGCAAUCGCAGCAGCAGGCUUCCUCGUCCAGGGGCCGCGCCCUAGCCUUGCUUCAGCAGUCGUCCUCCUCGCGCCCGCAGCGCCCCGGGCUGUCCGAUAGGCACUGCCAUAGGAUACUGCAGUCGCUGGGGCAGGCCGUGCAUGUCAUUUCCCUUGAAGGCAAGGUCUUAUACUGGAACCGGUUUGCCGAGCAUCUAUAUGGCUAUUGUGCAUCAGAAGCAAUUGGCCAGGAUCUCCUUGAAUUGAUCUGUGAUCCUUGUGAUUUCAGUCCAGCACACGAGAUUAUCCGUAAUAUAUUUAUGGGCAAGUGUUGGAGAGGGAAGUUUCCUGUCAAGCAUAAGUCAGGAGAGCGGUUUUCUGUUGUUGUGAAUAAUACUCCUUUAUAUGAUGAAGAUGGUAGCUUGGUGGGCCUCACCUGUCUGUCAGGUGAUGCACGGAUAUUGGAGGAAAUAGUUGGUCCUUCAGUCUCAUGGAAAUCCUAUCCAAAUUCAGCAAAGCCCCAUUUACAAGUUAACAACAAGCCUAAAAGUGGUUUGCCGCACAAAUGUUCGUCAGACUCCCAACAACCUCUACAAUCUGCCAUCACAUCUAAGAUAACAAAUUUGGCUACAAAGGUUACAAGUAGAGUUCGUUCUCGGAUCAAGUCAGGUCAGAACUGCGACGAACAGGAUGGUAGUGGUCGCCAGGGUCAAUAUUCUGAACAUGAUGCCAGGGAGGAGUUGACAUCAAGUGAAGCAAGCACCCCAGGUGGGGAUGUACUGCAUGGUGUCUUUGUUACUGAAGAGAAAUCACCUGUGAACUCGAGAAAAACAAAUAGUGAUGAUUCAGGACAAGGAAAAGGAGGAUUUCAGAAGAUUUUUAGUUCAAAGGCAGAGGCAUUAUUGACCAAGAAAGGGAUAUCAUGGCCUUGGAAAGGAAAUGAAAAUGAUGCUGGCUGUGGAAAGAAUAACAUGACUUCACCACCGUUACAUAAUAAGCAAGAGAACACCCAGAGUCGUCAAGGGGUUCCAGUUCUAGAGCCUAUCAUAAUUCCAGAUAGCAAGGACACCGAAUACGCCCAGGCUGGCAAAUAUGAGGUCUCGGGUUCCUGGUGGACUUUCAACAAUAACAGCACAAGUAGUACCAUGAGCAGCACUGUAAGUAGUAAUAGCAGUCCUAUCGAGAGAGUAGAUUAUGAUUCAGACUGCCUAGAUUAUGAGAUCUUGUGGGAAGACCUAACACUUGGAGAACAAGUAGGUGAAGGUUCUUGCGGAACAGUGUAUCAUGCUUUGUGGUAUGGAUCGGAUGUGGCAGUUAAAGUAUUCUCCAGGCAGGAAUAUUCAGAAGAAAUGAUACGUACCUUCAGACAAGAGGUGUCACUGAUGAAGAAGCUACGUCAUCCCAAUAUUAUACUUUUCAUGGGUGCCGUUGCUUCUCAGGAACGGCUUUGCAUUGUUACGGAAUUUCUCCCACGAGGGAGCUUGUUUCGCUUACUACGAAAAACAACCGGCAAGUUGGAUCCAAGACGGCGAGUUCACAUGGCUAUAGAUAUCGCAAGGGGCAUGAAUUAUCUUCACAGUUCCAGCCCCACCAUUGUACAUCGUGAUCUAAAAUCAUCAAACCUGUUGGUUGAUAAGAACUGGACUGUGAAGGUGGCGGACUUCGGUCUUUCACGCCUCAAAAUCGAAACAUUCCUGACUACCAAAACCGGGAAAGGAACACCACAGUGGAUGGCUCCAGAAGUGCUACGUAAUGAACCUUCAAAUGAAAAGUCUGACGUGUACAGCUAUGGAGUGGUCCUAUGGGAGCUUGUUACUCAGAAGAUUCCUUGGGAUACUCUCAAUACAAUGCAGGUUAUCGGAGCCGUGGGUUUCAUGGACCACAGAUUGGAAAUUCCGAGUGACAUAGAUCCUCAGUGGGCAUCAAUGAUUGAGAGUUGUUGGGACAGUGACCCACAGCGCCGCCCUUCAUUCCAAGAACUCCUGGAGAGGCUCCGUGAGCUGCAAAAGAAAUACGCCCUGGGGGUGCAGAUGCAGCGGAACACGGCUGGGAAAGGCGCUGAAAAGAUGAGCAUUGAUGAUGGCUAGCUAAGGUUCAGGUCCCUAUUUGGAUGGAUUGUAUUUGCCAUUAUGAAAAAUGGUUCAUUGGGCUCGAUUCGGAAGGUUUGAGGAAGUCCUCCAUGCUUACCCCGAGAGGAACUGUGGUGGGAAUCGAGACAAGGUGCCUGGAAGGUGGUGCUAAGCUAGCGCCGAGACGCUGUUUCUUUUAAGAGAGGAAGGCUAUACUCGUGACAUAGCAGUCGUUCGAGGCACUGUAGGAGGGACGCCUUGAUCAGUUUGUGUCUCAGCUCUUGAUGGAUUUUUUGUAUAUCGAAACUUGUAUACAUACAUCCUUUUUUGGCAUGACUAGUUAUGGAAGCUCAAUGGCUUGGGAGUUUGAACGAUCUUAUUCGUUUGUAGCAUGCACCAUAAUCAAAAUUGAAAUGGUAGUUACUGUCGGCA
This is a messenger RNA of Hordeum vulgare subsp. vulgare (domesticated barley), 3139 nucleotides long. Its product is annotated as RGS domain-containing serine/threonine-protein kinase A-like. Gene Ontology annotation, biological process: regulation of DNA-templated transcription; protein phosphorylation. The transcript has 13 exons. The coding region runs from base 500 to 2725 and encodes 741 amino acids. Gene Ontology annotation, molecular function: ATP binding; protein kinase activity. The record is from RefSeq and is a predicted model, not a curated record. NCBI's taxonomy places the organism in Eukaryota, Viridiplantae, Streptophyta, Magnoliopsida, Poales, Poaceae.